AUGGAAAUCUAUAUUUCAACACCGAGAAAAACGAGUACGCUUACAAUUAUAAUUUUUACUCUUUUGGGAUUUUUCUUGAGCUCUGCAAUUUAUUCAAAGUACUCAAGAGAUCUUUACAAAACAGUCUGUAACUCUCAGUGGUCAAAAUUGGAAAACGCCUUAAGUAGCAAAAAAUUCGCCUAUCCUUCAAGUCUUUUGGCGCUAGAAACAGACGAUGAAUCCUCCGGUGAUUCAAAUUAUGAGCCGUAUGAGAAUCUAGACUGGGAAAGCGAACAUAGAUUUAAUAAAACCGAAAAAGAUAGUUGGAGAAAUGGGUCAAGCCCUGACGUGCGCUUUGUCGUUGAUGAAAACAACAAGGUACUUUACUGCGAGCUCCCGAAAGUUGGCUGCACAAAUUGGAAGCGAACGAUGCUUCAGCUUAUCCAACCGAAUACCUUCGGAAAACUAGCGUUCGAUGACAUAAAAGGGCCUCACGGUCACUACGGAGAAGAGGGCUACAAAUACAUUACAGAAUGGCCGGCAGAAGAAAGGCUAAAAAUGGUGGAUAGCUUUUACAAAUUUAUUUUUGUCCGUCAUCCGCUUGAACGAAUCUUAUCGGCUUACAGAGUAGACCUUGCUGCAGGAGGAUCGCGAAUCCGGCAUUGGAAGAGAUAUGUUGAUCUUUGUGGCAUUUGCUCAUUUGAUUGGGAUUUCAUCGGAAAGUUAGAAACGGUCAAUGAGGAUUCGCAGUUUGUUCUUGAAGAUAUGAAAGUUAGUCAUCUAGCGGAGUACCCAACGAAGAAUCGGACUACAGAUCACUCGAUGAUCAUCCGAUACUACAAAGGACUCGGUCGACACUGGCUCGAGAAGAUUUACGAAACCUACAAGCCCGAUUUUGACCUCUUCGGAUACGACAUCCCUCAUUAUCUCAUCGACAUUCAAUAG
Oikopleura dioica is the source of this 924-nucleotide messenger RNA. NCBI's taxonomy places the organism in Eukaryota, Metazoa, Chordata, Appendicularia, Copelata, Oikopleuridae. The record is from the annotation of a GenBank genome assembly.